Messenger RNA from Rhizophagus irregularis DAOM 181602=DAOM 197198, 2817 nucleotides. RefSeq lists its product as uncharacterized. Gene Ontology annotation, biological process: endoplasmic reticulum unfolded protein response. NCBI's taxonomy places the organism in Eukaryota, Fungi, Glomeromycota, Glomeromycetes, Glomerales, Glomeraceae. Gene Ontology annotation, cellular component: endoplasmic reticulum chaperone complex. The record is from RefSeq and is a predicted model, not a curated record. Gene Ontology annotation, molecular function: ATP-dependent protein folding chaperone; ATP binding.
AAAAAAAAAAUGAAAUACUAUUUUUUAGUACUAAUUACUUUGAUAGCGCUAUUUGCGCUAUCAUUGAUUGAGGCUGCCGUAAUUGCGAUUGAUUACGGAACUGAUUGGUUUAAGGUUGCACUCGUAAAGCCGGGAAUACCUCUUGAUAUAGUGUUGAAUAGGGAUUCUAAGCGCAAAACCCAAUCAGCUUUGACAAUACGUGGUGAAGAAAGAAUUUAUGGUUCAGAUGCCGUUAAUCUUGGUGCACGGUUUCCACUUAAUACUUAUUUUAGUAUCAAAAAAGUUCUUGGUCGGUUGGUUGAUGAUCAAUCCAUAAAAGAUUAUCAGUCAGUUUUUCCAAAUAAAAUAAUACCGGAUCCAAUUCGAGGAACGGUCGUUUUUCAACAUAAUGAAACUACUACUUUCACGGCAGAAGAAAUUCUUGCAAUGCAAUUUUCUCAUGCCAAAGAACAGGCCGAAGCAGCUGCACAAGAAGCAAUUAAAGAUGUUGUAAUCACGGUGCCUUCAUAUUAUAACCAAUUUGAAAGGCAAGCAAUUUUAGAUGCAGCUGAACUUGCCGGCCUUCAUGUUCUUUCUUUGAUUAAUGAUGUUACGGCAGUUGGAUUGAAUUAUGCGAUCUCUCAUCAUAAUUCGUUCACGGAGGAACCACAAUAUCACGUGUUUUAUGAUAUGGGUGCUGGAAGUACUAAGGCGUGCUUGAUAAGUUUCAAAACAUCCAAUGUAAAUGACGUAGGACGCUUCAACAAAACAAUUAUCAACCUUGAUGUGUUAUCAGUCGGUUAUGACCGAUCUCUUGGCGGUCAGGAAUUUGAUAUUCGCCUCCAAAGACAUUUUGCGGAAGAAUUUAACAAAAAAUUUAGUGGGAAAUUGAAAUCAUCUAUUUUCACAUCGGAACGUGCUAUGACAAGACUUUAUAAGGAAGCAAAUAGAAUAAAACAAAUCCUUAGUGCCAACACAGAUGCUAUAGCUUCGUUAGAGAAUUUACACGAAGAGCAUGACUUCCGUCUACCUAUAACGAGACGUGAUCUCGAAAAUAUGACAGCUGAUCUUAGAAAACGCGUCGGUGGACCUAUUAAAGCGGCCUUGGAUAAUGCUAAGUUGACCUUAGCUAGCAUUAAGUCUUGCGUAUUGGUCGGUGGUGGAGUUCGUGUUCCAUCAAUUCAAGCUAAACUUAAGGAAAUUGUUGGAGAGGAUAAGAUUGCUCAGAACGUGAAUGGUGAUGAAGCUGCUGUGCUUGGUGCCGCCUUUAGAGGAGCUGGAUUAAGUCGUCAAUUUAAAGUAAAGGAAAUCAAAGUUAAAGAUAUUACUCCUUAUCCCAUCGAAGUUAAUCAUUCCUCAGAGCCAAAAGAGUCCGAAGAUGGUAUUUCAAAAUCUAAAGAAUACCAUACGGUAUUGUUUAAUCAAUUUACUGCGGUUGGAACGCGUAAAAUAAUGAGUUUCCCACGUACGAGUGAUUUCAAUUUUUUGCUAAAUUACGCUAUUCCAGAUGAGGUCACGAAAGAUUUUGGGCCCACAAAUAUUGCAAUUACAAAAAUUACUGGAUUAACUGCUGCCAUUAAGCAAUUUAAUGAUGUUGGUGUAGAACGCCCUAAAGUUAAAGUUACUCUGCAAUUAUCUGAAUCUGGUAUAGUUUCUGCUACAGAAGCAAUAGCGACUAUAGAACAUCAAUCUUUCACAGAUAAGUUCAAAUCAUUUUUUGGUGUUAAUGGAAACAAGUCAGAAGAGUCAAUUAAAGAAGUCCCAUUGCCAGAUGAAACAACAAGUUCUUCCGUGAACGCAUCGGAACCUACACUGGAAACAAAUAAAACUCAGGCAAAUGAUACCGAGCCUACACAAAAACAAACUAAAAUAGAAACGAUAAAUCUGAAUCUUGAAGUAGAAUACGUUGGCAUUAAGCCUUUGGGCAAAAAUGAAAAGGAUGAAUCAAUUAAAAGACUACGUGCAAUGGAUAAUUCUGAUCUCCAACGACGAACUCGCGAAGAAGCGAGAAAUAACUUAGAAUCUUUUGUUUAUCGCGUACGAGAUUUCCUUCAAAAUGAAGUAGUAUUACAAGUUAGUACGGAAAGUCAACGCGCUGAGUUAUCGUCAAAGUUAUCUGAAACAUCUGACUGGUUAUAUGAAGAAGGCGAAGAAGCUCAAACUGUAGAAUUUAAAACACGUCUCAAUAACCUUAAAUUACUUGAGCAACCUAUCGCAUAUAGACGGGAAGAACGCAUAAAACUUCCGAAUGCAAUUUUUAAAAUCAAAGCUGUUAUCAAUAGCACUCGUGAUUUUGUUGAUGAGAUUAAAACCAACACUACAGCCGAAAAUCGAUAUCAUACAGAUGAGGAACUUGACAAAUUAUUAAGUGUAUGCGGAAAAGUCGAAGAAUGGCUUAAUGAAAAAUUGGAGCUGCAAGGAAAAACACCACCUCAUGUUAAUCCCUCUUUGGUUACUAUUGAUAUUGAUAAAAAAUUAAAUGAAAUAGAACGCGAAUUUUUAAUUUUGGUUUCUAAGAAACCACCGAGGAAGCCUAAAAUCAUUGCAAAAACAACAGAUACCAAAACGACGAAGGUUGAUGAGCAAAGUACUAGUAGUGAAGGCAGUAGUACUACCGAGUUCGUUAGUCAAUCUACUGCCACACCAAUGACCGAAUCUAAAAAACCAGAGCAAUCGACAACAACAAAAACAAAACACGAAGAAUUAUAAAAAAGUUGGCAAUUAACUUUUAUUCUUGAGCAUUAUUUAUAAACUAUUCAUAUAGAAAUUUUUUAACAAUUAGAAUCAUCUCAUUUUUUUAUAAAAAAAAGAAAUAAUAAAAAAUUUUUAUAAUAAAUC